This is a messenger RNA of Nerophis lumbriciformis (worm pipefish), 655 nucleotides long. RefSeq names its product gamma-crystallin M3-like. Gene Ontology annotation, molecular function: structural constituent of eye lens. The record is from RefSeq and is a predicted model, not a curated record. Lineage: Eukaryota; Metazoa; Chordata; Actinopteri; Syngnathiformes; Syngnathidae. Gene Ontology annotation, biological process: visual perception; lens development in camera-type eye.
CUUUGGGGCGCCAGGUCAGGUAUAAAAGCCCGGCGGCGACAUGGUGUCCAAGCACGCAGUCCUUUGAACCUUCCAGCUGCAGCCAUGACCAUGGGCAAGAUCAUCUUCUACGAGGACAGGAACUUCCAGGGUCGUUCCUAUGAGACCAGCAGCGACUGCGCCGACAUGUCCUCCUACCUGAGCAGGUGCCUCUCCUGCCGGGUGGAGAGCGGCUGCUUCAUGGUCUACGACCGCACAAACUACAUGGGCAACCAGUUCUUUGUCAGGAGGGGCGAGUACUCUGACUACCAGCGCAUGAACAUGAGCGACUGCAUCCGGUCUUGCCGCAUGAUCCCCAUGCACAGAGGCCAGUUCCGGAUCAGGAUCUUUGAGCGGGAGAACAUGAGCGGUCAGUCCAACGAGCUGCAGGAGGACUGCGACAACAUCCUGGACCGCCUGCGCAUGAGCGACUGCAUGUCCUGCAACGUACUUGACGGCCACUGGCUGAUGUUCGAGCAGCCCAACUUCAGGGGCAAGAUGAUGUACCUGAGGCCCGGCGAGUACCGCAGCUUCAGGGACAUGGGCAUGAGUGGCACUCGCGUCAUGAGCAUGAGGCGCAUCAUGGAUUCCUGUUCUUAGAUGCCGAGGUUUUCAAUAAAAAUCCCUUUUAAAUGUA